CUUUCGACCGCGUUCGCGGUAGCGUCGCCUUUCGGGAAAUGUAACAAGGCGAACGAUUUAACUUGUGGAGAUAAUUUUUCUUGAGUGUUUUCGUUAUUAAAAUCGUUUUUAUCGUAACUUUUUUAUUUCUUUUUUUCGAUUAUCAAGCUCGCUGUGAACAGCAUAGCUAAUACUGUAAAAGGUUUCAAAAACUUUAUCGGACUAAUUAUCUUGUUCAACGUGCUACCAAACUUACGUUUUGAAUAAAGUUUAUGUUUUACUGACUGAAAACUUUAUUAUGUCAAGAUUUUUGUUCAGUUUUAUGUGUCGGCAAUGAUAAGAGACGAACUUUGACGUAAAAUAUUGCUAUCUUUAUACGAGGGAUACCAAAGAGAAUGUGUGCCAAAAUGUUAUUAUAUAAUUUUUCCUUGUUUUCCGCGAUUAUAACCUGGAUUGGAGUGCUUGCUGAAGAGGAAGUGUCUUCACCUUUACGAGUCGCCCAGUGUAGAGCCACAUGCUUACAAAAGUUCGCGGCACCCCGACCUGGCGGGGAGUCAUCGUGUUUGCAGGGCCCCGACUGUUUUAUGUGCUGGGAAAAUUGCGAACUACUCCAAUCCAACUUCCAAGUUUGGGGUGCUGUUUGUGAUGAAAUGGAUAUCUGCUUUCCUGGUUGCAAGGUAGCCUGUGAAUUUCACACGGAGGCAGCCCGAGCGUCUCAAACACAACCAGUCAUUCAUACCAAGGGUGAAGGUGUUAUGAGAGUUAGUGGAGCCUUAGCUCGUUGGCCACCACCUGCUCCUCGAGCGGCUUCUCGGCCAGCUCCUCUCGUCUACGUAGUAAUGCGUCGAGCUGCGGAAGGACCUUGGAGACAAAUCAUUCAAACCCAAGCCUUAGCUACAAGAGUACCUUCUAAUAAUGAGGGAGCUCUCCUUCGCGUACUUGUUGUUGACCCUCAGGGGCUUGUUACAAUCUACAGUCCAGAUGAAACUUGGGUUGCUCAUGACGCGAACACCUCCAACCAUGAUGAACAUAAAUGGAUCCUCAAGGAAAUAUCACUUAUACAUCAAAAGGUUCUCGUGAUUGGAGAAAUCGCCUGGGAGCCUAGGAUAGCCCGUGGAGUUUAUUUAGUUACCUGGGAAGUUGACGGAGGUGGCUUGAAAGGAAAUUUAUUCACCGAUUCCACUCGUGUAACUUUGUCUUUAUGGCCAGAUACUAUUUAUCAUAUUCAAGUAGAACUUGUGUCUCGAACACCAGGAGUUGAUAAUGAAAAGUCUGAAACCAUGACUAUUGACACAGGUCGCGCUCAGCGUGUUUCAACUGAAAGUGUACAAGACGUAGAAGUAAGUGAAGGAGAUAGACUCAUGUCAGUUUUAGUUAGUUCUAUGCGAGGGGAACGUGUUCCGGAACGAGCUCCAGAUUCAGAGCUAGUGUUAGGAUGCUUAUCAGCUAUGAUUGCUUUUGGGUUAGCAGUACUAGCAGCUAUUGUAUGGAGGCGAAGACGACGAGGUACAUUUCCUGGAACCAACGUAUAUGUAGGAUCAUCUUCUGUUCUUAAGCGAAAGUUAGUAGAAGAUUUUGUUCCUGCUCCACAUUGCUUUCAACCAGUAAUUUCUCCCGAAACUCCAACCAACGGAGCCACUUCAAGGGAUGUGGUUGUGUGA
Messenger RNA from Melitaea cinxia (Glanville fritillary), 1640 nucleotides. RefSeq lists its product as uncharacterized. Lineage: Eukaryota; Metazoa; Arthropoda; Insecta; Lepidoptera; Nymphalidae. The record is from RefSeq and is a predicted model, not a curated record. Bases 375 to 1640 code for a protein of 421 amino acids. The transcript is spliced from 4 exons.